This is a messenger RNA of Dendroctonus ponderosae (mountain pine beetle), 1852 nucleotides long. RefSeq lists its product as uncharacterized. The transcript has 14 exons. The record is from RefSeq and is a predicted model, not a curated record. Lineage: Eukaryota; Metazoa; Arthropoda; Insecta; Coleoptera; Curculionidae. Gene Ontology annotation, cellular component: stress fiber; adherens junction; Z disc. Gene Ontology annotation, molecular function: actin binding; muscle alpha-actinin binding. Gene Ontology annotation, biological process: muscle structure development; actin cytoskeleton organization. Bases 42 to 1679 code for a protein of 545 amino acids.
CAAAUAGUGAAAGUGAGGGGAAAAAACUCCAAAACCGACUGAUGGCAAUUGAGCUAAAAUUCACCAAACCGGACUGUGGUCUUCAUUGGGGGUUUCGAUUGGUGGGAGGUGCUGAUUUUAAUGAACCAUUGGUCGUUGUCAAGGUGCAAGAAGGCAGUUUAGCUGAAAGCGCGGGUUUAAUGGUAGGCGAUGUUGUGGUGAGAAUAAACAAUUCUUCCACAUCUGGACUAACACACGUGGACGCACAUAAUUUAAUCAAUCAAGCUGGUUGUGAUUUUUUCAUGGCGAUUAGAAGAGGAUUAUUUUCCGAUAUUCCAGUUGUGGCGGACGAUGAAGCAAAUGCGGAACUAGAGGACAUUUUUAACAAAACCUUAGCGGACAACUUUGAAGGCUUUGAAAAAGUUCACAAAAUUGGACCUUCACCAGAGAAUUUAGAAAACUUGGCCGGUCAAGAACAAGUGCUGGAACAAGUGAACGAAUCGAUUUGCCCAAAUCGCCCAAACAAUAAGCCGAAGAAGUGGUCGACUUUUCUGGUGAAACCGAAGAAUCCCAGGCCGCAGCCCAAAAAAUUGGAAGAAGACCGAAAAAUAGUCGGGGAACCAUACAAAGUGAAGAUUAUCAAGCAGCCCAGACGCGAUCCAAACGAUGUUCUUUAUCGGAAAAAAUCCGUGCAAUUCGAGCCGCUGGUGACAGAAGUGGAAAUUUCUCGCGAUACUUCAGUAGCCGAUUCAACUGAUUCGCUGGAAAUGUCUGAAGACACUCAUCUGGCUGAACUGGAAGUUGAAGCUUCCGUGCAAAUAACUGAAGAAACCACCGUUGAAAUGUGUGAAGCCGACGAAGAUGAGGAUGACCAGGCAACUUAUCAGAUAAGCGAUGGGGAUUCGCCGAUUCAAACCAAUGGCGAUGAAUGUACCAUAAAGAAGAUCAAGCCAAUCCUUAAGCCUGGCAGUUUGGACAUCCACAUUGAGCCAGUUGUAUGUGAGUCGUCGCUGUCGCUAGAAGAGCAACUAGCGGCGGUUCAAAAGCAGCUAUUGGCCCUCUCGCAGCUGCCCUCAGCUAUACAGGUCACUUUGGAGGCAGUCACUAAGCAACUCAAUAAAAUUGUGCUGGAAAAAACCACGCAAGUCCAAGAGGCUUCAUCUGAAGACUACGAAUCCAACCAUCUGGAGCCCACUAAUGGAUUCGGCAGUUUUGAGGAAGAAGAUGUUCCAGAGGAAAACUUAUCGGUAUCAGAAAAUGCUGAAGGCGACAUAACGGAAAACGAAGCUGAUGAUCAGCCAAGCUUCGAUGAUCUGGAGCAUGAUCAUGCUGGGAGCAAAGCAGAGGAACAGGAAAAUGAAGCUGAUGAAGCUGAAGAGGUGGAGGAACCGCUUGAUCCAUACGCCGGAUUAACCGAAGAGGAAAAAGAGGCCAAGAUUCGCGAGGAAAAGCUGCUAAGCAAAAAACUGAAGGUCAACCACUGGAACAGGAUUUGGCCAUGGGGCGACAAAGAGAAACCCGUUUACAGUUCCAGAGAGUCGAAUUGCUGCAUGGUCCCCAGCAAAGCCUUAGGCAAGCUGCAUCAACUUCCUGAAGUACCAGCCGCCACCGAAGAACCUGGACUAUCUUCAGAAGUCCGAAGUCUAUCGGCUGAUCCACGACAUGGAGCCACCAGUGAGGGGAGUGGGAGCCCGGGCUGAAAUUAUUUUAUCCGAAAAAGACUACUAUCAGGAGAAAGGCGCCCCAUAAAAACUGCCUAGUAACAAAGGAGAACCACGUAGUUAAUAUUUGUACAAAAUGUUGAAAAUUUAAAUUAUCAGAACCCCUGUAGAACCAAAAGGAAGAUGUUCAAUAAAGAUUCUAUUUGCAGUUU